Exophiala spinifera is the source of this 1965-nucleotide messenger RNA. Its product is annotated as L-ascorbate oxidase. NCBI's taxonomy places the organism in Eukaryota, Fungi, Ascomycota, Eurotiomycetes, Chaetothyriales, Herpotrichiellaceae. The record is from RefSeq and is a predicted model, not a curated record. The coding region runs from base 1 to 1965 and encodes 654 amino acids. Gene Ontology annotation, molecular function: oxidoreductase activity; copper ion binding. The transcript has 2 exons.
AUGGCCGUGUGCGUACAUAUAUGUUUACUCUCCUUGCUAUCCCUUGUCAGAGCAACAAGACUCGUCAAGCACGACGUGAACUUCGUCCCGGACAUUGUCCUUCGCGUGACCCUCGCUACCAUCACCCUCAACUGCCAGGAACGUUUGUCGACUCUCGUCAAUGGAACAUACCCAGGGCCGCCAAUAUACCUGGAACCCGAGCAAACAACGUGGAUCCGAGUCUACAACGACGCAGACGUCAAUACUACAAUGCACUGGCACGGGUUGAGCCUGAACCUCUUCCCGUUCUCUGACGGAGCUCCGAUGGCCUCGCAGUGGCCCAUACCACCAGGCCACUUCUUCGACUACGAACUCAACGUGCCCGCCAGUCAAGCCGGUACUUCCUUCUACCAUUCACACGUCGGCUUCCAAGCGAUGACGGCCUCUGGAGCCCUCAUUAUCAAUGAUGUUUCAGGCGUGCCUUACUCGUACGACGACGAGUUCAUUAUGGAGCUAGGGGACUUCUACGCAGAGGAAGAUGAGACCAUUGAAGCUCAAUUAAGCGGAAGUCCCUACAUAUGGACCGGAGACCCUCUCGCACUCCAGAUCAAUGGCCAAAGUGGGAACGCCCCAAGUGCCAAAAAUCCCAACCCCUCAGGCACGUCGUGUCAACCAUACGCAUUCAAUGUCGCUCCCGAUACAACAUACCGAGUACGGGUUAUCAGCGGCACUGCCAUAUCUUUUGUCACAUUUGGAAUCGAGGGCUAUGACAAUCUGACAAUCAUUGAAACCGACAACGCCUACGUGUAUCCUGUCGAGACCGACCAUAUUCAGAUCGACUCUGGACAACGGUUCAGUUUCAUCUUCAGGACCAAAACCACUGCAGAACUAGGAGGGCAGACAUCGUCAUGGAUCCAGUACGAGACUCGUGGUGGAUCUGGCACCAUUACUGCCUGGGCGAAACUGGUCUACGCCUCAGACUCGACCACAGCCAAGACCACUGUUACUAGACAAGACCAUUCUGGAGACCAUUCUCCUGACUCUGAUCCUCAGACUUUUCCAAGCACCGGCGACUCAGGGUCAGGGUUAGAGCCAUACUCACCCGUCCCUUCAUUGCCGCCGUCAUCACCAUCCACCGACCAGAACCCCGAUUUUGUUCCCUCCAACCCGAUCGUCUCUCUCCCACAAGACAUCUCCUCGUGGCUCGAAUACACCUUCCAAAGCCUCCCAAGCCACGGGACAGCACCACCCUCCUCAUCCGUGACUCGCCGGGUCAUCAUCACCACGCAACAAAUCGUUAAUCAAUCCCAGUCGGCGACAUUCCCAUUCGAUCAUGACCCAUGGUUCGACGGCCCGCCGCACACACCGACCACACGAACGCCUUACCUCGUCGAGAUCCUGCGACGCGGUACGGUGAACGGCGCGCUUCCCAGCAUCUCGCGUGCGCUGGGCAACGGCGAAACACCGGGCUUCGACUCCGUGACACACACCUACCCCGCGGCGAUAGGCGAGGUGAUCGAGAUUGUCUGGCAAAACAGCGGCUCCAUUCCAGGCGGCACGUUCGGCAUUCAUCCCUUGCACGCCCACGGCGGACCGUACUGGGAUAUGGGCAGUGGCUCGGGGCAGUACAGUCCGCAAGCGCAUGAAGCCCUGCUGGCUCAGCACGGCGGCUGGGGCGGAUCUCUCCGCGACACGACGAUGCUCUACACGUACGCCGACGCCGGAGGAGAAGACGAGGUUGUGAACGGCUGGCGGGUGUGGCGGAUUCGGGUCACCGAAAGUAAUGUCGGCGUGUGGAUGAUGCAUUGCCACAUCCUCCAGCACAUGAUCAUGGGGCAGCAGACGGUGUGGGUGUUUGGCACUCCCGACCAGAUCAGGGAGUAUUCAAACCCCGUCAACGGAAGUCUGGAAGGGUAUUUCACCUACGGAGGUGACGUCGUGGGCAAGGAAGGUGGUGACGUCGUGGUUGCGACCAAGUUUGCAUGA